UGAAGGUAAACAGGAAUUCUACAUGGCUGGUAUGGAUCGGGACUGUAACAGGGCUUUGCUUUGUCCAGCUCAUCGCCUGCCAGCCCAUAGCCUCGGGAGCCCUCCAGCCCUGCUAGAACCAGACACCCAGCAGCUGACAAUGCUGUCCCAGCGAUGUGUCAUCCCAGUCACCAUCACCUUCCAACGCUUUGGGUGUUUAUAAUAGACUCAGAGCCUGCUGUUCUCUAUUCAUGGAAGCUGCCAUUCACCCCACAAUCAGAGCCUGCCAGCAAAUGUUUGCGUUGUCACACAGAGUGAAUAUUGUGUGUCAGAGUACUCGCUGUUUGGAUGGCCGCCACGGCAUUUAUCUUCUUCCACAGCAUCCAGGCCGUGGAGCUCCUUUUUGUUGCCCGGUUUCUACUGGAAGGGUCAGACAGUCACAGGUGCGCGUCACCCCGCGUUUGCCCCGGUAAGGGAUGACGAACACUCAGCUCCGACCAGCGCCGGCGACGCUCAGGGGACGGGCGCUACGCCGCGCCCCUUCCCCCGUGCCGCUUCCUCGGCUCCCCCUCCCUCCUCGGAGCCCGCGGCCCUUCCUCAGCCGCGGCGUGGCACCGGGAGCUCUCCUUCUCCGCUCCGGCCGCGCCCGAAGGUCGGGCAAGGCCGGUGAGGGGAGAGGUCGCCCCUUCCCACCGCCCCCGGAGGAAGUGACAUGAUGACGGCGGGAAGGGAAGGCGAGGGGGGCCCUGUUCCCGGAGUGGAGCCGCCCGGCGGGUGGAGCCUGGCGGCCCCGCCCGAGCCGCCCGCCCGCUCCCGCCGCGUGCAAAGUAGUGGCAGCCGGUGCGGCUCGGCCGCCGCCCGCUCCCGGCGCCCCAGCGCGGCACGCGUGCCCAGGCCCGCCGGCGCCAGGUUGUCUUCUGAAUUUUGUGUCUGAAGGUACCCUCUUGCUUUCUCAGCAAAUCAUGGACAUCGUUGGCUUUCUGAAGUCGCAAUUCAUUUGCCACCUUCUGAUCUGCUACAUAUUUAUAGUGUCAGGACUGAUCAUUAACUUCAUUCAACUCUUUACACUUAUACUUUGGCCAAUCAACAAGCAACUGUUCAGGAAGAUCAACUGCAGGCUGGCUUACUGCAUUUCAAGCCAGAUGGUGAUGUUGCUGGAAUGGUGGUCAGGCACCGAUUGCACCCUUUACACUGACCCAGAGAGUUACCACAAGUACGGGAAGGAGAAUGCCAUCGUAAUCCUUAAUCACAACUUUGAAAUUGACUUUCUCUGUGGUUGGAACUUUUGUGAGAGAUUUGGGGUCUUGGGGAGUUCCAAAGUGCUUGCAAAGAAGGAGCUCUCCUACAUGCCCAUCAUUGGCUGGAUGUGGUAUUUCCUAGAGAUAGUCUUCUGCAAGCGCAAGUGGGAGGAGGAUCGGAAAACUGUGGUACAGAAGUUGCUCAAUCUCCGGGACUACCCUGAAAACUUUUGGUUCCUGAUUCACUGUGAGGGCACAAGGUUCACAGAACAGAAGCACCAGAUCAGCAUGAAGGUAGCUGAAGCCAAAGGUCUGCCCAAGCUCAAGUACCACCUCCUGCCACGAACCAAAGGAUUUGCUGUCACCGUGCAGUGUUUGAGAAAUGUAGUUUCUGCAGUCUAUGAUUCUACCCUUAAUUUUAGAAAUAAUGAAAAUCCAACAUUGCUGGGAGUUCUAAAUGGAAAGAAAUAUCAUGCAGAUUUAUAUGUAAGGCGGAUUCCACUAGAAGAUGUCCCAGAAGAUGAGCAGGAAUGUUCUACCUGGCUCCACAAACUGUAUCAAGAAAAGGAUGCGUUCCAGGAGGAAUAUUACCGCACAGGAACCUACCCAGCAGUCCCGACAGUACCACCCCGUCGACCAUGGACACUUUUGAACUGGCUUUUCUGGGCCUUAUUGCUGCUAUAUCCUUUGUUCCAGCUGCUCAUCAACAUGAUCAACAGUGGAUCAUCACUGACACUGGCUAGUUUUGCAUUUGUCAUUAUAAUAGCUUCUGUUGGUGUCAGAUGGAUGAUCGGGGUCACAGAAAUUAACAAGGGCUCCACCUAUGGCAACAAUGACAACAAGCAGAAACAAAAGUAGCACCUUCAGAGACUGCUUCAAUCCAAAGGGAACAAAUGCAACUGCUGAAAACUCUUUUAAGUGCAUAUCACGGUCCUUCAAGCAAGAUCCGAGGAUGAGUAAUUGCCGUGAAUAUCUGAAUUUGUGCUCCUGUUGUUUUUCUCUGGGGUUUGGGAUGGAUGACAUGCUGGAAAGAUGCACUCCUUCGUAUACUCUCAACAACAGGUUUGCACAUGUGUGGUUGGUUUGUUUUCCUAUGAAGUGUCUUAAGUUUUGAAGAAAAAAAAAACUAAAUUCCAGCGUGCUUGUAUGAAGAGACUCUACCUGGAAACUAACCAGAGGUGCAAGCUUUAAUGUCAGAAGAUUGUUACAAGAUGAUUAAACUUGAUAGUUGUGUAGCUCACACAGUUUAACAACCAUAAUCUGUCAGUGUUUAAAUACAGUACAGCGGGAUGCUGUGCUUGGUUAUAGAGUAUUGGACUGAAGCAGCUCUGCUGAACUGGCAGAACUACAGCAGAGUUUUUGUACAUCCAGAACUUAUUCCCACAGUGUGCACUACAUGGGCCCUUGAAAACUUCAGCCAGACCCUGCUUGGACAUCCAGACAUCAGAGCCUGGCAGUAGCAGAACCUGGAUCAGAAUUUGGCUUUGGGGCCUGAGCAGAGCUAAGUUACCCACUGCCCUUCUUUCCCCAGGCAUACAGCCGAGGGAUAGCCGAAACCUGUAAUUCUUCAGAGUAAAUGUCAUUUUUAGUUUGGAAAAAUUGAAGUAUUAAAAUUCCUUUCAGCUCUAAAUGCUACUUAAAUUCCAGGCCAUCCUAACAAUUUUGGAAACAAAACAACUGGGUAUGGUAUAGUGAAAUAAUGCAAAGUGUGCAUUACAAUGCCCCAUACCCAUACUGUUGUGAUCCUAAUUAACCUGCUUGUCUGUCUUUUCUGAUAAAUUAGUUUACUUGGUGCCUCAUAACAGUCAGCCUGAAGUAAUAGUAAAUUAUUUCCUUCUGGUGAGGAGGGGUAACUAGGAGAGAGACCUAGGACAGUAGGUAUGGCUGAUGUUUUUUAUGUCUGUCUUGAUUUGACACCCUUCUGAAUUAAAUAAAACUAGAACCAAGCUCUGGGGUUGCUCUGACAUUCCUGGUACUGAUCUCAGGGCAGCUGCCUCCUGUUUUUAAACUUCCAGAGUUAAGGAUCUGCAGGUUAGUAGAAAUAACUUGUUUAAAGCAG
Molecule: messenger RNA, 3276 nt
Organism: Motacilla alba alba
Lineage: Eukaryota; Metazoa; Chordata; Aves; Passeriformes; Motacillidae
Gene: AGPAT4
Product: 1-acylglycerol-3-phosphate O-acyltransferase 4
Exons: 9
Coding region: 942-2075 (377 amino acids)
Cellular component (GO): endomembrane system; mitochondrial outer membrane
Molecular function (GO): 1-acylglycerol-3-phosphate O-acyltransferase activity
Source: RefSeq, a predicted model, not a curated record